AUGUUUUCAAAACGCCUCACAGCAAACAUUCUCACUUCAUCCAACGAUUCGAGAUCUCGGCUCACCGCUGCUGUUCCCAGCAAAAGCUUUCCUUGUGAUGGAGUUCAAGUGAUGUCAGGAAGGAAUUUCAACCUAGAGAUUGAGCAUGCACCAAGGUCUAUGGAUGCACGUGACAAACCAGCGUUGCAUGUGGAAACACAAUGUGCAAUGGCAAAAAUGGGUUCUACAGUAGCCGAUUUAUCGAAAGAAGAAUUAAGCAAGGGAGAAUAUGCAAUUAAUUUACUAGAUUUUGGGGAUUCGCUGUCACGCUCCACAGCAAUUGGUCCUAUUCAGAAACGCACUCAUUCUGCUGAUUCACGUACGCAAAGGAAGACGGAGCAGCUGUGCAUUAAUUGCCAAAAUAAACUGUUUAUGACUGAAACCAUUGCAACAGAAUCUCACGAUCCCAAUUCUCUUCAAGCAGAGAUCAUAAUUCGAAGAAGUUCUGAUGUGGACCUUUUUGAAACCUCUCACUCAACCAGAACUUCGAUUCAUCGACAAAGUUUCUUCUCAAGAGACUCGGGAAAGCGUUUAUCGGGAUCUUUUGAUUCCUUGAAAAGCCAGUCGUUGACAAUGAAAUGUGCGAUGUGUCAUACCAACUUGACAUCUGGAGACCUCACUACCUCUAUACGGACAAGUACUUCUAGUCUUCUGGGCUCCGAGGCUGUGAUUAAUAUGAGUUUGAAGGAAGUUGCUGAGGCGUAUGUACGAAUUUGUAGAACAGCUGGACAAUUCGAUGGUUCUGCUGCAACAAAGGAUCGUGCAUCUCUUUAUCAGGCUUUGAAACAUAAUCGGAUAAUUCAGGCUGUGAUUGCGGACUAUGAGAAGGAAAAGAAUGUGGAAGGGAAAUUUAUCGUAGAGUCAAAGGAAAUUGCUGAUGUCGUAGCAAUGACUGAUAAAGAGAUUGGUUAUUGUGUACGUGAACCGUCGACGUAUUCUAAUUUAAGAAAUAACACCUUGGUGAAGAAGGUCGUUGAAAGCUAUGAGACCUACAAGUGUAAGCAAAGAACGGAUAUUUGCACACAAACUGACCAAGCACAAAUGAAGGCAGACACAUUUCCCAACAGUGAUGUUAAGGAAAUAGCUGAAGUAGUGGGGGCAUUUGAGAAAUCUCAAGGCCAAGUCUCAACAAAAAUGGGUCUCUACGCAGAUCUUAAGGGAAAUCCCAUUAUUCAACGAGUGAUUGAAGAAUACGAGCUCAAUAGGGGCGUAUACUCGGCGACCAAACCAAGUGCAACCAUAGCUGAGGCAGUACUACCUUCUGCAGCUGCCUUAAAGAUGGGAAUCCUCAGUGUUGAUGGACAGGUGGCAAAAAUGGAAUCGGAACAAUUUGCUUCGACACGUUUGUCGACCCAAAACAGCUGCGCAAUUAUCAGAAAAGUUCACAAGAGCAAAGCGGAGGAGAAAACAAUCUCUUCUUCAGUCAGUAGUGAUUCCGAAGAUGAAGACUACAUUCAAAAUUGGAGGCGCACUCAAUGCUCGCCCGCAUCUUUAGAGGAGUGCAUCCGAUUCGACGUUGCUUGCUCAGCUCUCAUAACACCGGAGACAUGGGACAAGAAGAUCCAAGUUGAUUUAACAUAUAAUCAUUGA
Molecule: messenger RNA, 1629 nt
Organism: Hydatigera taeniaeformis
Lineage: Eukaryota; Metazoa; Platyhelminthes; Cestoda; Cyclophyllidea; Taeniidae
Source: the annotation of a GenBank genome assembly